This is a messenger RNA of Staurois parvus, 1545 nucleotides long. Lineage: Eukaryota; Metazoa; Chordata; Amphibia; Anura; Ranidae. The record is from the annotation of a GenBank genome assembly.
AUGCUGAACGUCACCACCGCCGACAGGGCUGUGGACCUCAUAGACAUCUGUGAGUCGAUCCUGGAAAGGAAGAGACAUGACAGUGAACGAUCCUCCUGCAGCACCCUGGAGCAGAAUGACUUUGAGGCAGUGGAAGCUCUAGUGUGUAUGAGCUCCUGGGGUCAGCGAAGUCACAAAGGAGAAGCGCUGAAAAUGAGGCCACUGACUCCAGCUUCUGAUUCCUCUGAUUGCCUAAUGCAGUACGAGUCCUCCCGAUCCAUAAUGAACGAUUUCCACUCACUCUCCACCCUGUGCAUGACUCCUCCACACAGUCCAGAAUUUACUGAGCCUUGUACAACACUCCCUCCUGCCUGCCAAGUGACAUAUUCCAAGCCAGUGACUGUCCUGUCCAGCAGUUCUCCUUGUUCUGUGUCUUCUUCUAAUGCGUCCAAGCCUUUUAUACCAACAGUCCACAGCUUGUCCUUGCCGAGGUCUGACAUGUCAGAGAGGUCACAGCCUUGCAGGGCAAUGGUCACAAGUGUCAUACGUCACACAGCUGACACAUCUGCCUUUCACCACCUCCCCCAGUCCCCACCUAAAGCACCAACAGCUGAAGCCGUAUUCUCCCAAAACUGUGAUCGCAAACAUUCCAAGCUCACCAAAGAGACUCCUGUCCAAGAGGACCUGUCCAGAAGCAACUCCCCUGUGUACCUUCCACAGACUGAAAUUCCCUGUGCAAAUGCUAACAUGGGGAGCCAACAAACGGCAAGUGUACAGACACGGGAGCCAGUGAAAUGUGAAAAUGAACACUCAAAUGAGAACAAUCCGUUGGUUUCCGUUGCUGCUUCUAGUUCCCCUGUUCUCUGCCAGAUGAUUCCAGUAAACGGACAAGCUGGUGUUAUCUCAGCUUUUAUCAAGCCACCUUCUCAACCCAUGUGCAAUACCAUUAAACCCAUUUUGCCCCAGACCACCUCCCUUUCACAGCCAGUCCUUAUGGGCACACCAAUGUCUCCAGGGACUGUUAUGUUUGUCCUUCCUCAAGCAUCUGUCACCCAGCCACCUCAGCAGUGUCCACAGACUCUAAUGACAGUUGGAAACACAAAGUUAUUGCCUCUUGCCCCCGCUCCUGUAUUUAUUACUUCUGGGCAGACCAGCCCCCCACAAAUGGACUUUUCCCGAAGGCGCAAUUACGUCUGCAAUUUCACUGGGUGUAGGAAGACGUACUUCAAAAGUUCCCACCUCAAAGCACACCUUCGAACCCACACAGGAGAAAAACCUUUCAGCUGUAACUGGGAGGGAUGUGAUAAAAAGUUUGCCAGAUCAGACGAACUCUCUCGACACCGCAGAACCCACACAGGCGAGAAGAAAUUUGCCUGUCCUUUGUGCGACCGACGAUUCAUGCGCAGCGAUCACCUGACCAAGCAUGCCCGACGACACAUGACCACAAAAAAAGUUCCCUCCUGGCAGGCAGAGGUCGGAAAGCUAAACAGAAUAACGACAUCCGAGCAGACAAGAAAUCCGGGACCAUCUUUAAGUAUGCUGGUGUCCAUGUCUCCCCCAGUAUAA